AUGACUAUAUUAUUCAGAAUUGUAACAACCACUAACAAUGCAAUAACAGCACUGAAGCUAUUAAGAGAAAAGAAGAACAAGUUUGAAGAGGUUCCGCUGUUUCAGCUUUGCUCCUUCGUCCCUGCUGGUGCCUUCACCUUUUCCCUUGCUGAGUUCACUGCCGCCAAAACCGACUACCAAGAUCCCAUCGUGCUCCCCACCGGUCCGCGCCAGCGCACCGCCGAGGAGCUUGACCGCGACCGCAACCGUCUUGGCAGCGGCUUCAGGAACUACGGCGAUGACCGCGCCAACAGAAGCUUCGGUGAUGGUGAUGAUUCCUCCAAUUCAAGGUGGGGUUCCUCUAGGGUUUCUGACAAGCCGAGGCAGAACGGUGGGUUUAGGGAUUCGAACCGUGAAUUGGCUCCUUCCCGCGCUGACGAGAUUGAUAAUUGGGCUGCCGCGAAGAAAUCAACGGUCGGUAAUGGUUUCAAGAGGAGGGAAAGGGAUAGGGAUAUAGAAAGGAGCGGUUUUUUCGAUUCCCAAUUGCGUGCUGAUGAAUCCGAUAGUUGGGUUACGAACAAGAGUUAUGUGCCGUCAGAGAGUCGGAGAUUUGGUUCCAACGGCGGUUUUGGUGGUCUUGGGUUUGAAAGAGAGAGGAAGGUAGGGUUUGGGUCUAGCGGCGGCGAAGAUUCUGAUAAUUGGAACAAGAAAAAGGUUGAAUUUAACGGUGAAAGUGAGAGGAGUGAGGGUGGUGGUGGGAGACCUAGGCUUGUUUUGCAACCUCGUACAACGCCUGUGAACAAUGAGAGCCAGGAGGGUGUGUUUCUUUUUCUUCCUACAUAUGUAUUGCUGCCUAUUCUUCCUCUUCCUCCUUCUUGAUUAUCUUCUCGCAUUAUUUUUUCAAACCUCCACAUGGGUUGCUGCAUCAGCAAAUCCCAGACCCAAAACCAAAAUCCAUAUCACCAAAAUAAUCAAACCCCCCCCAACAAUACCUUACACCCUCUCUCCCCAACUCAAACCUUAACCAACAAAUACCACAGCGGCAACCACCAC
Messenger RNA from Arachis ipaensis, 1032 nucleotides. Lineage: Eukaryota; Viridiplantae; Streptophyta; Magnoliopsida; Fabales; Fabaceae. The record is from RefSeq and is a predicted model, not a curated record.